Messenger RNA from Symbiodinium natans, 810 nucleotides. The record is from the annotation of a GenBank genome assembly. NCBI's taxonomy places the organism in Eukaryota, Dinophyceae, Suessiales, Symbiodiniaceae.
AUGGCGCAGCAGGACCUGUAUGAACUGCUGGGCGUCCAGAAGGAUGUUCCAGAACUGGAGAUUCGCUCGUCUUAUCGAAGACGUGCUCUCCAAGUGCACCCAGACAAGGGCGGCAGUGAGGAUCUCUUUCACGCCGUUCUGACGGCUUUCGAGGUGCUGUCCUGCAGGAGCACACGUCAAAUUUAUGAUACUGCCCGCGGGCGUGGCCUGUCACCCAAAGAUGCCCUGGCUGCUGCCACAGGACGCAGUCGCAGUCAAGACCUGGCUACGACCAAGGUGCAAGCCAGCCACCGUGCGCUGCUGCAGCUUCGGCAGCUCCUGGCGGCUCUGACGCGCGAAGCGCGCCAGGAGGCCUUGCAGCGCAUCCCGGCCGAGGUCCAGCAGGCGCUCAUGACCUUUAUGCAGCAGGAGGCUGAUGUUCUGCCACAGCGACCUAGUGAUUCUGGUGGCUCAUCAGACUUGGCAUUGACGAAUGCAAGCGGGGACACUGGAGGCGCAGGUGGACGUAUUAGCCGUGGAAUCUUACGGCAGAAUACAUCACCACCAUCUUACAAGGCCUGCGUGUUCCUUCCAAAUCUGUUCUUGAUGUCCGUGGCGAAUCCAUCCUUGGAGCUGGUGCUACAGCGGCACUCGGUGCUGCUACGCACGCGGGAACUUCUCUGCUCCAAUGUGGAUGAGCUGAGCAGCCGCAGCUUCCGCGCGGCAUUUACCAAGGCUUGUGAAGAAGCAGAACUGGAUGGUGCUGAAGAGCUUCGUGCACUAACGUUCUGCGCCAUCGUGCCAGCUUACUACGAGGCCUCCAAUCACUGA